This is a messenger RNA of Pseudo-nitzschia multistriata, 980 nucleotides long. NCBI's taxonomy places the organism in Eukaryota, Bacillariophyta, Bacillariophyceae, Bacillariales, Bacillariaceae. The record is from the annotation of a GenBank genome assembly.
GCUCCAUGAAUUUCUUGGUACGAACACGGAACGAACAGAGACAACCACGGCACAGAAUCAAUCAAUAAAAGCACAGGGUUACGCACACUCAAAAUGACCCAGUUUCUGAGAAACUAUCUCGCUUUGGCACUGGUGGCKAUCGCUAGCUUGACAGCGGUCCGUGGAUUCUCUGUUUCCAACGGAGAGACGAGGCGGGGGUUUGCGUCGUCGGUCGCAGGAAUUGUUACCGGAUCCUCGGCACUGCUKAUCGAUCCGUCUCGUGUGUUUGCCGAGGACGCUGCCGCGACGCCGCUGGCUCGCUACGAGAACAGCAACUGCAAAUUUUCCAUCGACCUGCCCUCCGAGUGGACCAUGACGGAGCAAUCCUUGCCUGACCGACGCAAGAUCAUCCUGUACAUCAAACCCGACUCCAACCAGAAGACACUUUUCUUCAUUGCCUUCACCCCUACGCGCGACGAUUUUACAUCGCUGGGGUCGUUCGGGGUACGUCCAUAUUUUGCUCGAUGGGGAAGGGCCGAAUCGGCGGUUCCCGGUCGUUUCCGRUUCACAUCGUGAAAACAAAGGAAAACUCAUGGUUGUUUUGUUUUUAAUCCGUGUUGGCCGGUGGCCGUCGCGGUUCAUUUUUUCUGUUGCAGUCGGUCGACGAGGUCGGACAGGCGACGAUUCUUCCAAAAGCCGAGCUUGCCGCGAAGCAGGGCAUCGAGAGCGAAAUGCUAAGCGCCGUAUCCAAGAAGCAGGCCUACUUUUUCGACUAUGUUCAAUCCGUCCCGUCGCAACCAAAGACCCAUUUCCGUACCAUUUUUAGCUUGGCAACCGGAGCGACCGGGGGAGCCGGAAAUGUAUUGGUGACCAUUACGGCCCAGACUCCAGAAUCAGACUAUGCUGCGAUGGAACCCUUGUUCAACAAGGUUYUGGAUUCCUACAAGAACGCCUAAUCAAUCAAAAAUUCGCAAUUUCUACGAUAAAGAUACAGUCAAAUA